CUCCUCCUUCCCACUCCUUCAUCUUUCUUUGGCACACUCCACGCUCGAUUACCGCUUCCAAGAAUGUUCUUCCGACAGGCCCUCCUUGCCAGUGCGGCAAUGCUCUCCAUGUCGGUCGCUCUGCCGACAGUCGACCAAACCCAUUCGCAAUCCUUGACUCUACGGGAUGAUACGCAAUGUGGUGCUGGGACGACCUUUUAUGCCUGUUACUUGAACCAUUUUCGGGGCUGUUGUUCGGUCGAUCCUUGCGCCCUGGAAGCCGGUUGUCCCGACAACAACAACAACAAUCACUUCCAUCACAAUCAUAGCACAGAGGGAGAAGAAGAAGAAGCAGAACAAACAGACGAAGAGAAAUGUACUCCUUCGGUGACUCAUCAAGUCUUUCAGCCGCAGAUGGAGAUUAUUUUCCCCCUGGAUCCCGCUGCGCCUGCGAUCUCGACCCCCGAUUUGAAUCUCUCCCGGUCUGCCACUACACAAUGGGACCAACUCAUGACCUUCACCCUGCCUACUGAGGCCCGCCAAUGCACUCUUGGAUGGACGAUCCCUGCUCGUCGCAACUUCACUGCGGGGUCCAAUGCCUUGGUGCGCGUUCUCGAGCUAAUCGCCCCUGGCAACAUCACUCGCAUCGGGGCUGCUGAAUUCUCCUUUUGGCCCGACACCCCCGGGCCCCACGAAGCCCUGGUCGGAACUACCGAUUGCAAGGAAACAAUGCAGUUCCACUUGACCCUCGAGCAUCGCGACGCUGUAUUCAUGGCCCAGAAUGAGGAAACAGGCUGGUGGGUGCGCUACACAUGCUGAUGACGGUGGAAUUGAUGUGUCGUUGGAUGCAAGGGUGGUUGGUUGUAGUUCACUUGGGCGAUUGACGAGUAACGAGUAUGUAGGUACAUAGAUAUAAU
Messenger RNA from Aspergillus saccharolyticus JOP 1030-1, 896 nucleotides. RefSeq lists its product as uncharacterized. The transcript has a single exon. The record is from RefSeq and is a predicted model, not a curated record. Lineage: Eukaryota; Fungi; Ascomycota; Eurotiomycetes; Eurotiales; Aspergillaceae. Bases 394 to 798 code for a protein of 134 amino acids.